Molecule: messenger RNA, 1909 nt
Organism: Mercenaria mercenaria
Lineage: Eukaryota; Metazoa; Mollusca; Bivalvia; Venerida; Veneridae
Exons: 3
Coding region: 991-1503 (170 amino acids)
Source: RefSeq, a predicted model, not a curated record
CGAUCAGCCAGUGUUUACAUUAGAUAACGUAUCAAAUGUCUUUACGAAAUUAUGAUAGUCGGGUGUAAAAGGAGGUAUUUAUACAGGACCAGUUUAUAAAAUAUUUAACUUGUUUAACUGCUUCAAUAUCGAUGUGUUUUUAACAAACAAAUAACUUUAAGUUGUUUAUAUUUGAAGAAACGGAUACUAGUAAACACUUCUGCUGUAUAUGUAUUAAAACUUGAUCGUUUGAAUAGUGUAGAUGUUCGAAAAUUUGAUGACUGAUAUAAUUCAUAGUCUGAACGUUUGAUUAUAAUAUCAUUUGUGAAAAAUAACCGUAAACAUGGAAGUCGCUGGAAGAAGAGUUAUUGAUGAUGAGGGAGAUAUUGUUGAAGAAAUUGACAUCGAAUGUGAACCAUGCAAGGGUGAGCAUGUUGAAACCACAGCGAAUGGAAUGUGUCGUGAAUGUGAAGAAUAUAUGUGUAACACAUGUUUUCGGCAUCAUUUGAAAGCUAAACAGUGUCGAAAUCACGUUCUGAUUGACACACAAAAUGUGUCUUUGAUAGCAGCUCAUAAAAGUACUGAAAAUGUUGAGAAGUGUAAACACCAUGCUAAUGAACAAAUAAAAUUUUACUGUCGUAAACAUGACAUUGUAGGAUGUGGUGAGUGUAUGAUACCAGAUCACAGUGGGUGUCACCCUGAAAAUAUAAAAGGCUUAGCUAGAGGGUUUGAAGUCACUGAAGAUUUUAAGUGUCUAAGGAAAAAACUUGAAGGACUUGGGAUGUCAAAUAAUGAAAACGAGAGAAAGCUCCGUGAAAACCAGAAAGCUAAUAAAUCGAUGUAUGAAAGAGCCUUGAAUGAUAUUAGAAAAUUUAGAAAAGAUGUCAACGAUUAUUUAGAUAAGGCGCAAAUAUAUGUAACAAAUGAGGCAAAGGACAUUGAAAAUAGGAACGCCAGUCUACUGACCAAGCUAGAGCAGAAUUGUCAUAUUCUUCCUCUGAAAUUACUGAAAUGGAACAAGAACUAAACACAGAACUGUACUUGGACAGUGCACUGUUUAUUCAGACUGUCAAUUGCAAGCCCUUAAUUCUUGCCAUUGAGCAUGGAGUAUCCAAAGUGCAAACAGCAAAUUGUAUCAAAGAAUUUGAAUUUGUACCAGAAAAGCAGAUGCAGCAUCUACGUAGCUCCGUACACAAUUUCGGGCGAAUUACAACUUCAGUUAGAGCAGUAAAUGCCAGAUUAGAAGCUAUGAAACUGCCUAUUGAAGGACGAGACAAGUCUAUUCAUCUUGAGGAGGAGCCUGUGGCGAAAACCAGAGACAAGAAGAAAAGUGACCUAAAAUCACCUAAAACAAUUGCUGUCGGUGCACGUGUACGUUUUGCAGGUGUGGGUCCUUUUACGACACAUAGAAAUCAGCCUGGUACUGUAACUGCUGUAAAUCACAACUCUUGUAGAGCCAUAGUGAAAUGGGAUGCAACAGGAUAUUCUAGAAGUUAUCAUAUGUCAUUACUUCAGCUUAUUUAAACAUUUUAUCACUUUUGGUGGUAAUGCUAUCAAAACGUUUUUUUUUUUUUUUGACAAAUAAACAGUUUAACAACUUUUUAUAUUCUGGAAGUUAUCACAUACUACUCUUAUUACCCAAAAAAAUGUAUAAACUGUAUUUUAAAUACGUACAUAGAGAACAGCCUGUGUUGUUACUAAUGAAAGGUUAUAGGACAACUGAAACAACGUGGUGAAAUAAUUCCGUUUUCGUCAAAAUAUAGGUUGGAAAGAGAAAUAUCUUUCAUCUUUUUUUUGAUAAUUCGACUGGAAGACUGUAUGAUUUCUAAAAUGAUUUCUGUAUUGAUAUGAUUUUUGAUCGGCUCCGUUUGGUUUUUGAAUGCUAAAAGUGUUUUAAUUUUUAUCAAAAUCUCUAACAGAUAAAGAAAGA